Saccostrea echinata is the source of this 1617-nucleotide messenger RNA. RefSeq names its product quinone oxidoreductase-like protein 1. Gene Ontology annotation, molecular function: oxidoreductase activity. NCBI's taxonomy places the organism in Eukaryota, Metazoa, Mollusca, Bivalvia, Ostreida, Ostreidae. The record is from RefSeq and is a predicted model, not a curated record. The transcript has 11 exons. The coding region runs from base 44 to 1105 and encodes 353 amino acids.
GGAUAACUGAGUGGUGUUAAAUUGUAACUGCAGAGCGGAGAGGAUGAAAACUCUGAUCUUGGACGUUCAAAACGAACAGAAUCCGAAAUUCGUUUUAGAAAUUAAUGAAGCCGACCCUAUCCCAGAUAAAUAUGAUAUUGUUGUCCAGGUGAAGGCAUGCGCAUUAUCAUCGCCCAAUUUCAAGGUUCUUUCAGAUGUCUAUAAAAAGUAUCCUCGCAGCCGCUACAUUGUGGGAUAUGAGGUGGCUGGUAUCGUCACUCAGAAGGGAACUGGUGUCAGUAAUGUAACUAUUGGAGAUUCAGUUGUUGGUAUUGUUUCCUUAGGAAGUCAUCAUUCAGGAUGUGGGGAGUAUUGUUUGUUAUCAGAGUAUGACGUUGUGAAGAAGCCAGACCGCCUGAGCUAUGAGGAGGCAGUAGCAGGCAUUGGAGAUUGCCUGAAGGCAUUCACUGCCUUAUACUACCAGGCCCAUGUCUGUAGUGGAGACACAGUACUCAUCAUAGAUGGGGCCUCGUCAUUUGGAAAUGUUGCCAUACAGUUAGCUAGUCAAUGGGGAGCAAAGGUGAUAUCUACUGCCAGUAGUAAUGAGGAGAGAGGCAUCCUGGAAAAUCUGGACACUCCAAUAGCUCAGAUAAUUGACCUUGACCAAAGAAGUAACAUCCUGGUCAGCAGUGUGAUGGAGGAGACGGGGGGUGUGGGGGUGGAUGUUGUCAUUGACAAUGGAGUGCGACAAUUCAAUGAUGAAGAAGAUCAAAAAAUAGUGGGAGAAAAUUUAAAAUAUCCCAAACCACAUAAACAUGAUGUCAUUUCCUGUCUAGGUGCCUCUGGGAAAUGGAUCACACAGCAGCCAGGCCUCCAGUUGGAUCCACCUGAUUGCCAGCGAUUAUUUCUCCGAGGAGGGAGUGUUCACUUCCUGUUUGAGAAUAUAUGGACAUUAGCAUACUCACAACAUGGCCGAUUUCAGCACAUUCUCCAGGAUGCAGUGGAAAAACUUGAAAGGGGGGUUGUCAAGUGCAAGAUAUCAAAAACAAUCACCCUUGACAGCGCAGUUGAUACCAUGAAGAAUCUACAAGACAUUCGCACAGGAAAACUUGUUGUGAAAAUAUAACCUACCACCUGUGAGGAGACAUUCACACAGGAAAAGUUGUAAAAUUUAAUCUACCAUGUGCAAAGACAUUGGCACAGGAAAAGUUGUUGUAAACAUUUAAUUUAACACUUGGGGAAAAAAAAAUUAUCUCUUUAUAGGUAACAAGGAAUCUGUAUCUCUUAUGCAAGUGCCCUAAAGACCUUGUCUGUCAACUUGUAAAAUGCAAUGAUUCAAGAAAAAAUAAACCUGGUUAAACAAAACCAUUUACCAACUUUAGUCUCAGUAUUGAAAGUCAAGAUUACUUUCAACAUUUAACAUGUUCUCAUUGACCCAAUAAACAGGUAGAAAAUUGACAUAUUCUUAGCUGGAUUAGCUUGAUGAAAAUUCAAGAUGAGAAUAUUCAUAAGAGCAUUAGAGUCUCUGUACAUCUUUGUCAUUUCUCCAAUAAUAUACAAUGCUUGUCAUCAUUUUUUUUUUAAUGUGAAUUAAUGUAUUCCAGUUUGAGUAUGAAUAAUAAACAAUAGAAAACCUUG